GGGCGGAAGGCGGCUGCGGGUUGGUGUCUGGGAGUGAGAGCGCCUUGCUAGGAUGAACGCCCCUCCGGCCUUCGAGUCGUUCUUGCUCUUCGAGGGCGAGAAGAAAAUCACCAUUAACAAGGACACCAAGGUGCCCAACGCUUGCUUGUUCACCAUCAACAAAGAAGACCACACUCUGGGGAACAUCAUUAAAUCGCAGCUGUUGAAGGACCCGCAGGUGCUGUUUGCCGGCUACAAAGUCCCUCACCCCUUGGAGCACAAGAUCAUCAUUCGUGUGCAGACCACCCCAGACUACAGCCCCCAGGAGGCUUUCACCAAUGCCAUCACAGACCUCAUCAGUGAGCUCUCCCUCCUGGAGGAGCGAUUCCGGGUGGCCAUCAAGGACAAGCAAGAAGGAAUUGAGUAGCAGCUGAAAGAAGCUCAGUGGCUGUAAGGCUGGUGCGUGUAUCUGCCCUUCUCCGUCCACCACGAUGGCGACAGCCACUCUCAGCUCUCCAGCUGGGCACAGGACACUGUCCCAUUCUGUACAUAGACUGUUAUUUUCCUAAUAAAGUACAGCAAAAGAGGGGCUGUGCGGCAUGUGGCCUGUCACUGAGACCCAAACCACAGGCUGGGCAGAACCUGGGACUGCUGGGCCUGCCUGAGUUAAGCAAGGUAGGAGCCCCAGUGGAGCCUGUGUGACUGCACUCACUUCCGACAGUAGAAUUUAAUAAAAAAUACUCACUGGU
Rattus norvegicus (Norway rat) is the source of this 728-nucleotide messenger RNA. It is a transcript of the gene Polr2j, whose product is annotated as RNA polymerase II subunit J. Gene Ontology annotation, cellular component: RNA polymerase II, core complex; nucleus. Lineage: Eukaryota; Metazoa; Chordata; Mammalia; Rodentia; Muridae. Gene Ontology annotation, molecular function: protein dimerization activity; DNA-directed RNA polymerase activity; DNA binding. The record is from RefSeq and is marked provisional. Bases 53 to 406 code for a protein of 117 amino acids. Gene Ontology annotation, biological process: transcription initiation at RNA polymerase II promoter; transcription by RNA polymerase II; DNA-templated transcription. The transcript has 4 exons.